CAAACUAAAGUCAGUUGAGUUGCGUCAAUGAACCUGCUAACUGCGCAAAUUUAUGGUUAUUAAGAAGUUGCAAAUACGCAGAAUAUUCCGCAAAAUUAAAGUUAUACCAAAAUUAUGGAGAGAGGAAUGAAAAAAGGAUUUUUAUUAUCACCCGGGACGGGGAAGGAGGAGAAGAAGGAGGAAGAAAUUAAAAAAUUAAACAAAGCAGAACCAACUCCUGAAACAAACAAAGCAGCUCCAGAGAAUAAUGAAACUUUAAACAAAGACAAAGUGAAAGUUUCUGAUGGGGCAGGUGCAAGCCAAAGUACCCCGCCUCCAGCUCCUGGCUCAAGUACCCCGCCCUCGAAAAAUAAAAAGAGGCGGAGAACUAUAUCCCGUAACCCCUCCCUGUCCCCCUCCCCUGGGCGUGGUUUUAUAGUCCCUGGUUUCACGAACACGAACGGGGCGAACACGCAGAUGUCGACGGCGGAGUUGAUGGAUGCCAGCAAGGGGAUCACGAACAUGGCGUUAGCUCACGAGAUCGCCGUGAACAAGGAUUUUCAACUCGAGAAAAUACGUCCAGAGGGAAGCAGUGUAGAGGAAUCAAUUAGAGAGAUUAUGCAUCGUGCAUUCUGGGAUGUUUUAAAAGAAGAACUAGAGGCAAAGCCACCGAAAUUCAAUCAGGCAAUGGUACUGCUGGAGGAGAUCAAGGAGCUGCUUAUCUCCUUGCUGCUCCCCCAGCACGGGAAGCUCCGUGAGAAGAUCGACGAGGUCCUAGAUACGGCUCUCAUUCAGCAGCAGAUAGAUGCUGGAACUCUCGAGUUCGAGAAAUAUGCAGGAUAUAUUCUAGGAAUGAUGUCGAUGCUGUGCGCUCCUGUCCGUGACGAUAAGAUUGCUCAGCUCAAGACAGAAUCACAAGUGGUCGCCAUCUUUAAAGGAAUUAUUGAAACGUUAGAAUUAAUGAAGAUAGACAUGGCUAACUUUACAAUACAGCAGGCCCGACCUAUGAUAGUAUCUAAGAGUGUUGAAUAUGAGAAGUUAAAGUUUAAAGAGUUCCUGGAAACUGUGGAGGACGGACUCAGUGCCACCAGGCAGUGGUUGGUGCGACAUGCUCCAUCCCAGGAAGAGAGUGAGGAUCCUAAAUACCAGAAACUGUUGGGAACAAGAGUUCUUACUGAUGCAUUCCUGGAAAUAUUGGAGUGGGAUGAUUACUAUACUCUACCAGAGACCCUGACCAUGGACGCCAGGAGGAUUGUUGAUCUCAGGGAUCAGGUUGAGAGGACUAGUGUGAGUACCGCCUGCAUCCUUGUCUCCUUCAGCUCCCUCAACCCCUACAUAGUCCCACAGGACAGCCAGAAACUUAAGGAGAAGGUUAAGCAGCACAUCGAUAUACUCUUACAGGAUUUCUACGAGGAUGCGGAUCUAUUAAAAAUUCUUCCAGGUGUUGGUCUUCAGAUAGUGUCGGAUGUUAACAGCAACCUGGAGGAGAAGGGCAAACCACUACUACCCCAACCCUUAGCUACCAGUCUUUGUGAACAGAUUGAAGGAUUAGAGGAUCCUAACCAGCGGAUCCGGGAUCUGGUUCAGAAAAGAAUUAUUGAAUUCAAUAAACAAAUCAUCUCAGGAAACAUGAAGUCAGGCAUGCAGAUUCCCCCCGGCCUCUCCUUGUGUCAGAGGGAGCUGGGUCAAAUUGCCGGUCAGUUUCUUAGGCUGGUCAACUACAAUAAACAGGUGUUUGGAGAAUACUAUUCUGAGAUUAUACAGAACCAUUGUUUAUUCAAAGUUUAACCUAAACAGCGCGAAUACCAACUCAUAUAACAUCACGUUCACCAUUUUUUCAACAUCAUUUUCUACAGGGUGUCCAAGAAAAAGAAUGAAAAGGAUUUUAUAAUGUUAAGAAAAAACUCCUCCAGAAUUGAAACUUGGAGAAUUUUAAUUGCACCAGAAGGCUUAAAAAUCUUAUCAUGUUUUUGAGGUCACACUGUAGGAAUUAAAUGUGAUCCAUAUUUGAAUUGUAAA
Molecule: messenger RNA, 1998 nt
Organism: Eurytemora carolleeae
Lineage: Eukaryota; Metazoa; Arthropoda; Copepoda; Calanoida; Temoridae
Product: T-complex protein 11-like protein 1
Exons: 15
Coding region: 115-1767 (550 amino acids)
Biological process (GO): signal transduction
Source: RefSeq, a predicted model, not a curated record